Messenger RNA from Leptopilina boulardi, 1949 nucleotides. RefSeq lists its product as uncharacterized. NCBI's taxonomy places the organism in Eukaryota, Metazoa, Arthropoda, Insecta, Hymenoptera, Figitidae. The coding region runs from base 646 to 1944 and encodes 432 amino acids. Gene Ontology annotation, molecular function: protein binding. The record is from RefSeq and is a predicted model, not a curated record. The transcript has 5 exons.
CAAAUAAACGCCAGUAAAAUAUUUCUCUAUAUUUGCAUUUUUGAAACCUAAUAUUAGCAUUUUUUUUUAUUUUUUUUUUGUGCGAAAAAUCAAAAGUAUUUUCUUUUUUAAAUUACAAUUGUUAUGAGAAGAUAUUUUUUUAUGCGAUAUUUUAAAGAGGCACAUUUUUCUCAAGGAAAAAAAAUUCAAAAGAAACUACUUCCUGAAUUCAGGACGAAAAUGAAACUUUCUGGUAACUGCAAUGAAUGCGAAAUUAGUUUUCGAAUUUUUUGUACAAAAAAUAAAGAAUAUGAAGCAAAUUUAAAUCUAAAGUGAAUAGUCGGUGACUAUUUGAAAUUUUCAAAAUUGAAUUUUAAAUUCUAAAAAUUAAUUUAUAAAAAUAAAUUUUUAAAAUAAACUUCUGAAUUCUUUUGUUUUAUUAAAAUUUGUUUUUAAAAAAAGAAAACAAUUUGCAUCGAAAUGUCAGAAAUGUGUCCUUAUUUUUUUUUAUCUUCAAAAUGCAAUUUAACGUCAUUUGUGUGACGAUAGUUUCUUCAGAAUUCUCUUUAUUUCACAAAAGAAAUUUUUAUUUUGUUUGAAAACUAAAAAGAGACAAAAAAAAUAAAUAUAUAACCCUUUGCAAAAAAAGGGGCAAAUAAUUUUUAAAUGAGCGCAAGCAAGAAGCAAAAAGUAUGUUUACAAAACAAGAACAAUUUACAAAAGAAGAAACUUGAUUAUUCACGAUUUUUAACAUUGGAAACACUUCCACCAGAACUUUUAGAAAUGAUAAUGCGUUUUUUGCCACUACACGAUGUAUCUUCUAUUAUUCGUUUAGUUUCUAGGAGAUUUUCAACAGUGGCAUCAACAGUUUUAAAUAGUGCUUUUCUAGCCGCUGGUAUUCGAUUGGAAGAAAUGAUGAAUUAUCUCGAAUCAACGAUAUGGUUUAAAAUCACCACAGAAACAGAUCUUAUGGCAAUUAGUAAGGCAUUCAAUGUUUUUGAAUUGAUAAGAGCCCAAUAUAAAAUGUUAAAAGCUGUCACAUGGAGAUAUACACAUCCACCAAGAAAAGAAAAAUUUUCCCGCCUCUGCUUUUAUGCUGGAUCAUUAUUAGAUGAUUUAAAUAAAAUAAUUAAUAUUGCAAAAUUAAAUCCCUCAUCAUUAGCAAAUGCACAUGGUCCAGACGCGAGUAUUACUUCAUUUAUUGCACUUUGUAAAAGAUUCAUGAAUUUUUUCGAAAAAGUCUCUGAGCGUAAAAUUAACAGAUCUGCAUUGAUAUCGGGAUGUAAGACAGUUGAUGUUUUGGAUUGUUUAGCAGAAGGUCGAGAGGUAUUAUCUUUUCGAGUAUCCUCGGGUCGUGGAAACAGAAGUAAUAUUGUCACAAUGAAAUUGAAAUAUGUAAUGAAGAGAGCAUGGUUCACGUGUUUAGAAAUACCGAGUGCUGCCGAUGAAAAUUCAUGGCGUGAUGAACAACGUUUUAUGUAUUUACGAUUACGACGUCUUGUAGGAAGUGUGAAUGAACAUCAUUUUGAAAAAUGUCACUAUGAUCGUGAAUUGAUGCUUCAAGUACCGUCAAUGCCAUCUCCGAGACCUCCACCAGCGUCAACGUAUUCCGGUUACGGAGAAUAUGGCGGUCAAUUUUUCUAUUACGGAAAUAUGAAUAAAUAUGCCUAUGAGAAUAAAUUUAAAUACGUGAACGAAGGAAAUGAAAUGGAAGACGAGGAAACCGUACAGGAAGUUAAUCGAGGACCAUGUUUUGAUUUAGUAAUUAUUGUGGAAUUACGAUGUUCACCAGAAUUAGCACCAUUGGCUGUAAGAACAAUUCUUAAAUCAGAUGACAUAGAAAAUAUAUCCAAUGGAAAUAGUCAAAAUCCCGAAUUAUAUUUAAAAUUACACGUGACUUGUCCUGCAUCUGUAUCAAAUAGACUACCAGGUACUUUUGUCUGGGAGCUUAGAAGUCCACGUUGAGAAAU